AUGCAUUUCACCGAUGAUGAAGCGAAUGACGUGAAGCAUUGGGUGGUCAAAAAGCUGGAGGACAUCUCGGAUGCAGACUCCGACGUUCUAGCAGACUACGUUCUUGCGCUCAUUAGAUCUGAUGCACCGGACGACGAGAUCCGAAAGACCUCGGUUGAAAACCUGGAGGAUUUCCUCCGCGAAAACACUGUUCCCUUUGUCGACGAGCUCUUCAAAUCUUUCGGCUCGAAACAAGCUCAGGCUGCGCCCCCUCAGUCCCAGCUUCAACGGCCUCCCCAGGACUUCCCACAAGCCAUUCCCACAAGCCAGCUGGCAGCCAAUGUCCCAACUGGACCAAGAUCUGACUUCAACAACCGAAAACGGACCUACAAUGAAGGAUUCCAGGGCGACCAGGAGCAAGGCCACUUCAACCCCCAGGACCGGGCUUUCAAGACCCCACGACGCGGUCGUGGAGCUGCUCGUCAUGGACAAGGUGGUCCGUUCCCACCCACUGGCCCUGGUGGAUUCCCGGGCAUGAUGCCUGGAUUCCAGCAGUUUGAUCCCAAUGACCCGAUGACCACAAUGAUGGCCAUGCAACAGCAGAUGGGAUUUCCGCAGAUGCCUGGCAUGCCACCUAUGCCUGAAAUGCCUGCUUUGGGUCAGCCUGGAUCUGAGCAGAUGAGCAACCAACGUUGUCCGUUUUACGAUACUCAGGGUAUUUGCUAUAUGGGCGAUGCAUGUCCUUACCAGCAUGGUGAAGCUGGAGCCGGAGGUCGUGAUGAAUAUGACCCAAGAGCCUCAAUGAUGGAAACAGGUGGACGUGGACGCGGCGAUCGAGGCCGUGGUGAUCGGGGCCGUGGCCGUGGCCGCGGUGCGUUCGGCGGACGCAGAGGUGGCCGGUCCGAAUUCUCAUCAGCUGGCCCCAAUGAGGACCAGUCAAUAACGACAAUUGUAGUCGAGCAGAUCCCCGACGACAAGUUCUCGGAAGAGGCAGUACGCGAAUUUUUCUCGCAAUUUGGCAACAUCGUUGAGGUCACUUUACAGCCGUACAAAAAGCUGGCACUUGUCAAAUACGGGAGCUUUGCCGAGGCCAAGCAGGCAUGGUCCAGCCCCAAGGUGAUCUUCGAUAACCGCUUUGUCAAGGUCUAUUGGCACAAACCGAAGCACGAUGAGAAUAAUGGCGAGCCUCACCAGUUGAGACCCGAGGCGCCUGCAUUCAACCCCGAAGAAUUCGAGAGACAGCAGGAGGAAGCCCAAAAAGCGUACGAGGAGAAGAUGAAGAAGCGUCGGGAAACCGAGGAGGCCAAGCAGGCUCUCGAGCGUCAGCGGGACGAACUUUUGAAAAAGCAACGGGAGGAAAAAGCCCGUCUUUUGCAGCGUCUCGGAGGGGCAGAGUCGAGCAACGGUGUCGGCUCCGAGGACCAGUCCAUGGCGGGCACCGCCGAUGAGAACGUGAGCGAGGAGACCAAAAAAUUGCGUGCUCAGCUGGCUACUCUCGAGGCUGAGGCCAAAACUCUAGGAAUCGAUCCCAAUGCCGAGUCUGGGCGCGGUGGUUAUCGCGGGCGUGGUGGCUACCGGGGCCGCGGUACUUACCGUGGACGUGGAGGCUACGAUGCCUCGUUCCGCGGUGGCUAUCGCGGCCGAGGAGGAUUCGCUCCCCGUGGUCGUGGUGGUGUGUUGCGUCUGGACAACCGACCACGACGUAUUGCUGUGACAGGUGUAGAGCUCAACUCACACAAGGAUGAGGCGCUCCGCCAACACUUGAUUGGCAUUGCCGAAUACGAAUCCAUUGAGCCUAAUCCCGGCCAGUCCGACUCGGUCAUCGUGUCUUUUAAGGAGCGCUAUCAAGCUGAGAAAUUCAUGUUCUCGCCCUGGAAUAUUCCCUCGGUGGGCGAGGUUCAGCUUUCAUGGCUUCCUAACCCACCCAUCACUCUUCCCGCAUCAUCCACCGAGAAGAGCGGCUUCGAGGAGGACCAGGACAUGGCUAUGGACUCAGCUUCGGCCACCGAGGCGCCCAUUCCGGCUCCGACACGCAGCGACAUGGAUUAUGAUGUUGCCGAGGACGAUAAUUGGGGCAUGGAGUAA
Molecule: messenger RNA, 2064 nt
Organism: Penicillium maclennaniae
Lineage: Eukaryota; Fungi; Ascomycota; Eurotiomycetes; Eurotiales; Aspergillaceae
Product: CCCH zinc finger and RRM domain protein
Exons: 5
Coding region: 1-2064 (687 amino acids)
Biological process (GO): mRNA processing
Cellular component (GO): nucleus
Molecular function (GO): RNA binding; metal ion binding
Source: RefSeq, a predicted model, not a curated record